AAGAGAUGAUCAGGAAGUCGAGGAGGAAGCGAGAGCACGCGGAGAUCUGGCCAUGGUGCCGGAGUCUCCGCGCUCUCCGGCAAAUCCAUGGCCUCAUGGUCGUCCGGGGCUUCCUCUCCGACCCCUCCACCCUGCGUGAGCUCAUCUUCUGCUCCGCUAUCUCUAUCCCUUUCGCCAUGCCUUACGCCCUCCAACUGUUCGACCAAAUUCCCCAUCCAGACCUCUUCAUUUGGAACACUGUCAUUCGCGGCGCUGCGCACACUGCCACUCCGCUUGAUGCUGUGUCUCUCUUCUCUCGCAUGGAGCUAUCCGGUGCUCGGCCCAACAAGCUCACCUUCCCUUUCCUCCUUCGAGCUUGUACCAAACUCUCAUCGCCAUUUCUUGGUUCUCAGUUCCAUUCGAAGAUUUUGAAGUUGGGCUGAGGCUCUUUUUGAUGAAAAUGCUAGAAGGGAUGUGGCUGCUUGGUCUUCUCUGGUUGCUGGCUAUGCAAAC
This is a messenger RNA of Dioscorea cayenensis subsp. rotundata (Guinea yam), 492 nucleotides long. RefSeq names its product pentatricopeptide repeat-containing protein At5g15300-like. The transcript is spliced from 2 exons. Lineage: Eukaryota; Viridiplantae; Streptophyta; Magnoliopsida; Dioscoreales; Dioscoreaceae. Gene Ontology annotation, molecular function: RNA binding; protein binding. The record is from RefSeq and is a predicted model, not a curated record. Gene Ontology annotation, biological process: RNA modification. The coding region runs from base 6 to 422 and encodes 138 amino acids.